Cajanus cajan (pigeon pea) is the source of this 959-nucleotide messenger RNA. Its product is annotated as guanine nucleotide-binding protein subunit gamma 2. Gene Ontology annotation, biological process: G protein-coupled receptor signaling pathway. NCBI's taxonomy places the organism in Eukaryota, Viridiplantae, Streptophyta, Magnoliopsida, Fabales, Fabaceae. The record is from RefSeq and is a predicted model, not a curated record.
AGAAAAAAGAAAUUAAGAAACGGAAAAGAAAAGCAGCUUUGUUCUGUUCCAAUUCCAAAAACGACAAGUUCAAGUUCAAGACUGGAAGCCAAGUUAUAUUUUUUCACCCCAUAAUCGGCUCCACUCUGAAUGCUUCAAACUCCAAACUCUCUCUCUCUCUCUCUCUCUCUCAACACAACACAACACAACACACUUGUGACCUGUCUCUGUCUCUGCGUUUUCAGUACGCUUAGAUCCUGCUCUAUUGUUUUCUGAACCCAUCCAUCUUGCUUCUUCGUCAUGGGGUCCAUCCAGAUUUCACAAAUGCACUCUCUUUCAUAAUCAAAAUCAUCUCUUUUGAAGCUAGGGAUUUCAGGUUUCAGAUUUUCCAUUGCCACCAUCAUCUCCCUCUCAGAAGAUGCAGUCCAGUGGGCCUGAUUCCGCAAGCCCAAUGACCCACCGCCUUCAGUCUCUGUCCUCCGCAGAUACAAGAGGCAAACAUAGGAUACACGCUCAAGUUAAACGCUUGGAGCAAGAAGCUAGAUUCUUAGAGGAAGAGCUGGAACAACUUGAAAAGAUGGAGAAAGCAUCUACAGCGUGCAAAGUAAUGCUCAGCAAUGUGGAAACAAAACCUGAUCCAUUACUACCAUCAACAAUUGGUCCCGCGAGUCCUACAUGGGAUCGAUGGUUUGAAGGCCCUAAAGAUUCUAAAGGCUGCUGUAGAUGCUGGAUUCUCUGACGAUCAAUGCUAAUUGCCAAUUCCCCUUCUCCCCACCCUCUUUUUAAUCCCAGAUUGGCCUAGAAAUUGAGAGUUUUGAAACAAUAUUGUUAUUGGCAAAUUUUCAUGAAUGUUCCCAUGUGCGGAUGACAAUUAUAGCAAAUACAUAGUUUUUAUGUUUGAGAUGACAGCUUAAUUGCUGAGACGACAAUUAUCAACCGAUGACAGUAUAGAUGUGUAUAUAAUAAUUAUUUUUUUCAUU